GGGUUCGGCUGGGCUGUCAGGCUAACUGGACCUGGUCUAUCUUACGAAGAGUUCAAGAAACCUUUGGCUUGAAUUGAGUCACGACAGGUUUAAAGAUUCGAGCGCGUGUGCGCGUGCUUGGAGCGCUGAAGAGGAGACGUGAAGGUUAAAGGUUUCCCCUCUGCCAUGUUCAGGUAAGGUCCUGCUCUUCUGUGGCUCACAAUGCGGAAGCGUCUGGACAGGAUUCGCUUCCGUGGUCGACGGGACGACGACACAGCCGACUCGCCCAACGCCUCUGACACAGAAUGCACCGAGGAGCUUGUGGUCAGACCUCGGGACUCCAUCAGGGAGAUAGAGGAGGUUAGAGAUGGGGAUAGUGAGCAGCAGAGUGAAAUACAGGUUGCAAACGCAGGACUUCAAGAUGAUGGAAGGUCUGACAUGAAUGAGGUCAAAGCUCUUCUUGAGGUUGCCUUAUUGGAGAAGCACUUCUUAGAGGAGGAGCUGAGGAAAAUUCGAGACGAGGAUUCCAACAUGGACUCCUUGAAACAAGAACUGGAAAAAGAACGCUGCCGGAACCAGGAACUGGAGCAGAAGAUCAACGAGGCCAUGAAAUCCAGUCUUGAAGAUUCACCCUCCUUCAAUGCUAGAAGCACAGCACCCCCUUCUCCUUCAGUCAGCAUUGCAGAGAGGCAGAAGUCUUCCCUUUCCAGCAGCUUCCAGAAAUGGCUUUACAGUCGGUUUGGAGAUUAUAUAGAAGACUUCCGCUUCCAACCAGAGGAGGCGCCACCAGAACCAGAUGAGCCACUGAGUGCCAAGAGGCUGACAGAGAACAUGAGGCGACUCAAACGUGGAUUAAAACCCGUGACCAACUUCAAAAGGAACCUCACUGCCUUAUCAACCUGGUAUUCGUUCUAUACGUCUGCCAUCGCUUUUAUUGUUUACAUGUACACUGCUUGGUAUGGCUGGACCAUCCCCAUGUUCCUCUUCCUCGCCAUCGUUCGCUUGUCUUUGAAUUAUCUCAUCUCCAGGGGUUGGAGGAUCCAGUGGAGCAUUGUGCCGGAAAUAUCUGAACCCGUGGAGCCUCCCAAAGAAGACUUGUCGGUGUCAGAGAAGUUCCAGCUGGUUCUGGACGUGGCUCAGAAAGCACAGAAUUUGUUUGGGAGGAUGGCCAACAUCUUGGAGAAGAUAAAGAAUCUCUUCAUGUGGGUUCGUCCUGAGUUGACUCAGAAGUUGUACGUGGGUCUGUGGGUCGCCUUUGUCUCCUCCUGCCUGCUGCCGUACAGUUUACUCGGCUUAAUCAUCGUCGUGUAUGCAGGCAUCAAGUUCUUCAUCAUCAACCUCAUCUUCAAGAGCUGUCCCAAGCUGAGGCAGCGCUUCGACACGCCGUACGUCAUCUGGACCAACUUACCCACUGACCUGCAGCAGAAGGAGCGAAGCAGCACUUCCAUGAGCAGACGGCCUUCCGAGUGUGACCAGGGUCAGGCUACAGGGUCGCGGGGUGCCCUGGGGACGGCUGCUCCUGUGGGUCUGAGUCGAGAGGAGGACACAGGAAGAUCUUACAGCACAAGAAGAGGAGCCUUCCAUGAGGUCUUCAACCUGCUGGAGAGUGAGCGCCCCCUGCCAGGGUGUGAGAACGGUUGGCGAUGCUGCCUCAUUAACCGAGACAGGAAGUCACCGACGGACUACAUUCGUCACGGCUUCCUCUACGUAACAGAAAAUCACCUGUGUUUUGAGAGUUCCAGCUCCAGGUCCGGAUCCUCCAAGAGAAACAAAGUCAUUAAACUCGCAGACAUCACAGAAAUCCAGAAGUACAAAGUCCUGUCUGUGCUGCCGGGAUCUGGGAUGGGGAUCUCCAUUGCCACCCCGUCAACACAGAAGCCGAUGGUGUUUGGGGCGAUGAUCCACAGGGACGAGGCUUUCGACGCCAUCUUCAACCAGUACAUGAAAGUAGUAACCAUGACGACGGCAGCCAGCCCCGAGACGUAGAGGCCGUCUCACAAACACCUCAGAUGUUUUUAAAUCAGUCGCUUGUUUGUUUUAACAUGAUUUCACUGUGUCUUCUACGUAGAGUGUCACUUGUAUGAAGCGUAUUACUUCUCAGGUGUUUUUGAUAAGAGUCAUCAUUUUAAGAAAUUCUUUUGUAGCAGUUUUUACUGAAAUUGCGAGACUGGUAAUUCAUGUUUCAUUUUUUUUGUUACCUAUUGUGCCUAAAACUCACUCAGUAUACGCUAGUAAAUGUGUCUGAUUUUUACUUUAUUUAAAUUGCAUUCUGAAACACAUACAUCAGUGUCAAAUACUCUUCAUACAUUCCAUGUCCUACACAAAGCGUGUGGAUUUGAGUCUUUAGAAUUCAGCUCAUAUGAGGUGCACAAGGCUUUGAAUUUCCUCAGUACUCUAAAUGUAUGUAAAUGUAAUCGUAAGAUUCAUCUGGUGUAGCUAUAUUCCCAUGCUCCUAGUAUGUAUUUGAGGGCUCCAACUUGGAAACAAAUGUCAAGAACAAUCAUAUCUAUAUCUACUUUUUACAUUUUUGCCUUAAACAUUUUAGUAGUUAGGGGCUGUUGUUUUUUUUGGGGGGGGGGAUGCAAUGCUUUAUCAUGAGUACAAAGCGCACUGGGUACUUUUAAACCAACAGCUACUGUGUCAUAUGGUGUCAGUCAUCGUAUCGUGAGCUCCUGGUGAAUGCACAAGUUCAACUGACUUUUGAAGUCAAGUUGAAGCUUUUAUAAAAAGAAGAUUCUCAGUGCUGAUAACUAAUAGGCUACUUUCUUCAUGGAUUUGUAAAAUUUCAUCUAGAACGAAAAGAUUGUGCAGUAUAUGAGUUUUCUGAUGUACGAAUGUAACUUGAAAAAAGUGAACUUUUCAAACUCAUUUUUUGGCAAACUACAGUUCAAUAAUGUUUAAUGAGCAAAUUCCAUGGAAUCAUUUCAUUUAGUGCUGACUUUUUUAAGUUAGGGUGGGGAUGAAUGUAAAUGUCAGGGUUUCUGGCAGAUUGUAAUCUUCCAUGUUUUCCCCUUUUUACUUGAGUCACUAAAGCCUUAAUCAGAAAGGUCAAUUCAUUGUAAUUGUUUUGUUUUCCUCGUGAUGACUGUUAUUGAGGUAGCAAAACUGAUGUCACCUAAAUAUUAUUUUUAUUUUAAUACAAACAUCUGAGCACUGA
Messenger RNA from Synchiropus splendidus (mandarinfish), 3136 nucleotides. Its product is annotated as GRAM domain-containing protein 4-like. NCBI's taxonomy places the organism in Eukaryota, Metazoa, Chordata, Actinopteri, Syngnathiformes, Callionymidae. The transcript is spliced from 20 exons. Gene Ontology annotation, biological process: apoptotic process; negative regulation of toll-like receptor 9 signaling pathway. The coding region runs from base 202 to 1965 and encodes 587 amino acids. The record is from RefSeq and is a predicted model, not a curated record.